UUUCUGCACGGCUCCUGGUGACUGUGGGUGGGACGGAUGAGCGGGGCUUCUGGGAAACCCAUAUUCCCAAGCACGCAUUUGCGCUGGGCAAGACCAUGCACACGUUACUGAUAGCAUACAAGCCAGGCUCACACCUGGUUGCGUGUUCACAUCACGUAGGGCUGCAAGCGGUGGAAAGGUUGAGAGCGCGCAAAGGCGCGGCGGCGCGCGAUCCAGAAGGAGCGCCUUUACUCCGCCUCCCGAUUGGGAAACAAAUCCGAUGCGCGAUCCAUUUUCAAAGGGGGAAUUGCUUGCAGAAACUGCAGAGGAAACGCGGUUCCUUCCCCUUCUUCCUCUUGACCCGCCCCCCCCCCCCCCCCCCCCCCCCCCCCUCUGCCGCCCGCUGGCAUCGCCCAGAGGGUGCCCAGCCAAGCCACGGUUUGCGCAGCUGCUUCCUACUUCAAACCCAGGAAGAAUCAAGUUUGCCACUGCUCGCUGCCACCCGGAAACCUGAUCCAGGUUCCCGCUCGACCGCCGCACACUGGCCGUUCAAACUUGCAUUUACAAAUGAAUCUGCUUACAAAGAAAAUCAUUUUAAGUGUGAGUUUGCCCCAGAUGCAGCAAGAAUUAAGGGCCAACAUGUAAGUGAGGGAACAGAGCAACCUUUCUCAAGCAUCUUCCCUGACUCAUUACCUUCGAAGGAAGAUUGACAUGGAUGCCUCUUCCCCUGAAACUUAGUCCUGAUAUGGCAGGUUGGUUCAAGUGGCUCCCAUGGAAGUCAAGGCAAGAUUCAAACUCUUCAAGAAGCCCGUUGAACAAUACUUCUCCAUCUUUACCUCCUCAUCGUUUGGAGCGGAACUCGAACUCUCUACCCAGCAGUUCAGUGAACAGUCCCAAACAGACAUCCUGCACCUUUGCCGUAAACAUCACCAGUUCAGACAGCGCACGCUGGAACAAACAGUACGAUGCGUGCAUCUGCCACAGUGAGGGGGACUUUGAGUUUGUGGAGCAAAUGGUCUCUUACUUGGAAAGCCAGCCUGAGCGCUUCCGUUGCUUUCUUCAGUUGCGGGAUGCAGUUGCGGGAGGUGCCAUUCCUUCGGAGCUGUGCGAGGCCGUCCAGAACAGCCACUGCUGGGUGCUGCUCAUCACCUCCAGCUUCCUCAAGGAUCCUUGGUGUGUGUACCAAAUGCACCAGGCCUUGAUGGAGGCACCGAUGGCCAACGGGCGCAUCAUCCCUGUGCUGAAGGACAUUGACCGGAAAGACUAUCCAAGGGAGCUUAAGUGCAUCUAUUACAUCAAUGUCACAGUGCAGGAGAAAGGCUUCAGGCAGGUCAAAGAGACAGUGAUUCGCUAUCUACAGGAAUUAUGUCAAAACGCACAUAGGAGCGUUUAACUGGAACGUGGAGUAAAUGCUGAGGCAUUCGACUACUGGGCGGAAGUACUUUUCAUACAAGCAAGACUGAAGAAGCCCUGAACUAGUUAGCUAGUCUGAUCUUGUCAGAUCUCAGAGGCUAAGCAGGGUCAACCCUGGCAAGUGUUUGGUUGGGAGACCUCCAAGAAGUAUCGGGAUUAUGAUGUGGAGGCAGAUAUGGCAAACCACUUCUGAAGUCUCUUGCCUUGAAAAUCUCACCAGGGGCCACCAUAAAUUAGACAUGACUUGACGCCAAAGGGAAAAAAAAGACUGAAGAAUGUUUUUCUCACAUGGGAUAUCACAAGCACAGGGUUUCCUUCCCACUGACAUGUCUCACCACUCAAGAGCAGAUUUUGUGUUCUUUGGCAUUCCCUCAUCUGUGGUGAUGUUCCUAAAUGGCAUUUGGUGCCCGCUCUGUUACAGACCACAAUAUAACAAACAGUGGAAAUAUUUCUGCUUGGGUUGGGUAUUUCAGGCUUUGGAGGGCUCAACUACAUUCUGUGUUUGAUGGUAAAAACAUUGUGCCUACACCAGAUUCUUCUCUAUGUGAAGUGGGUGUGUUUUGAACUCCUUGUGUGAGUUCAGAGAAGACAGUUCCCUUGUUAGCAGAGAGCAAACCAACCAGUUAAUGCCGAGAGCCCUCAUAUAUAUUAGACAUGACCUCAUAUAUUUAGACAUGACCUUAACAAAAAUAUGUUACAAUAAAAUAGAGUCGGAAUUCAAA
Molecule: messenger RNA, 2114 nt
Organism: Sphaerodactylus townsendi
Lineage: Eukaryota; Metazoa; Chordata; Lepidosauria; Squamata; Sphaerodactylidae
Gene: TIRAP
Product: TIR domain containing adaptor protein
Exons: 5
Coding region: 695-1372 (225 amino acids)
Biological process (GO): signal transduction
Source: RefSeq, a predicted model, not a curated record